Messenger RNA from Anisakis simplex (herring worm), 375 nucleotides. The record is from the annotation of a GenBank genome assembly. NCBI's taxonomy places the organism in Eukaryota, Metazoa, Nematoda, Chromadorea, Rhabditida, Anisakidae.
CGUUUGGAGCAAGACGUUGUCCAACCGGCCAUUGAAGAGCCAUUCGAACGUCGAAUCACCGAACCACUCGAAUACGAGUCCGAACCAGAUGACGAUCUAAUUGCUCCUCCCAAGGAACCCGAAGAAGAAAGCUGUCUUGAGCAUGAAUUCCGUUGCGGAUCCGGCGAGUGCAUCGAUCGUAGACGGCUAUGUGACACUCGUAGGGAUUGUCGUGAUGCAUCCGAUGAGGCCAACUGCGUGCAAUCUCAACCUCAACAACAACAGCCAGCUGCACCAGCAGCGGUACCUGCUGAGCAACAAAUGUCGAAUGCCAUAGAAGCUAAUAGUAUGCAACUCGAAUUUCUCGCUCACAUAUCGUUGGAGCUGGCAGCAUAA